GCAUCUCGGAACCGGACUGAGACUGAGACUGAGACGAGCCGGUGUAUCCGGGCGGGAGGGGAAGAAACAUCCCGGAUGUGCGAGACACGACACCGUGAAAUUAUCCUGCGUGGUUGUGUCGAGGAGCCGUCACCAUCACCACCAUCAUCCACGCGUGAUCUGGGAUGUGUGUGAUCUGCAGGGAGCGGACCGGGACGGCCGGUGCGUGAUGCUGCGUGGACGGCGGCGCAUCCUCCUCCCCCAGCUGAGCAGCUGAUCACCAGAACCAGAACCAGAACCAUCACCAGCACCAGCACCAAAACCCACCCAGAUGAUCCGCUUCGGCCCGGACCCGUCUCUUUUCACGCCGUCCAGCCCCAGCGGAGCCUGAAGAAGGAGGAGGAUGCAGGUGAAAAACCGGAUCUGCGCAGAACCCAUCAGCAGCGACGACCCGGAGCAGGAGGAUGACAACCAGAAGAAGACCUCGUGUUUUUCCAACAUCAAGAUCUUCCUGGUGUCGGAAUGCGCGCUCAUGCUGGCACAGGGCACCGUGGGCGCGUAUCUGUUCACAGACUGGCCACAUUUCUAACCUCUCCGUGUCUCUUUUUACCACCAGGUGAGCGUUCUGACCACUUUGGAGAGACGCUUCAACCUCCAGAGCGCAGACGUGGGCGUCAUCGCCAGCAGCUUUGAAAUCGGCAACCUGGCGCUCAUCCUGUUCGUCAGCUACUUCGGGGCCAAGGCCCACCGGCCGCGGCUGAUCGGCUGCGGCGGCAUCGUCAUGGCGCUGGGAGCACUGCUCUCGGCCCUGCCAGAGUUCCUGACUCAUCAGUACGAGUAUGAGGAAGGGGACUCAUGGCACGCCGAAGAUGGCAGGGACAUCUGCUCCAACAAAUCCAGGUCAGAAAAUCAAGACUCUGGGUUUAACUGCGGCAACCGAGCCAACACCAACAUGAUGUACCUUCUGCUGAUUGGAGCACAGGUUCUGCUUGGCAUUGGAGCCACACCUGUCCAGCCUCUGGGAGUGUCUUACAUUGACGACCAUGUCCACAAGAAGGACUCUUCAUUGUAUAUAGGUAUCUUAUUCUCCACGUUAGUGUUCGGCCCGGCCUGUGGCUUCAUCUUAGGGUCUGUUUGUACCAAAGUCUAUGUUGAUGCUCUCUUUAUCGACACCAGUAAGCUGGACAUCACCCCGGACGACCCUCGCUGGAUCGGGGCCUGGUGGGGCGGAUUCCUCCUGUGCGGUGCCUUACUCUUCCUGUCGUCCCUGUUCAUGUUCGGGUUCCCGCAGGCGCUGGACGAGCAGGACCUGGACAGCGGGGGGGAGAGCGAGCAGGCCAUGCUGCCGUCCUCGCUGACGCUGGAGCACCAGGACUCCAAACCCAACGGAGCCAUGCGGGGCUUCGACAUGAACAGUGGGCUCUCGGUCUGGGAGCACCUGAGAGUGAUCCCCCGGGUGACCCGGCACCUGCUCUCCAACCCCGUGUUCAGCUGCAUCACGCUGGCCGCCUGUAUGGAGAUCGCCGUGGUCGCCGGCUUCGCCGCCUUCCUGGGAAAAUACCUGGAGCAGCAGUUCAACCUCACCACCUCCUCAGCCAAUCAGCUGCUAGGUAUGACAGCCAUUCCCUGUGCCUGUCUGGGGAUCUUUCUUGGGGGGCUGCUGGUGAAGAAGCUGAACCUGUCGGCUUUGGGAGCCGUCCGCAUGGCCAUGAUGGUCAACCUGGUGUCCACCGCCUGCUACGUGUCCUUCCUCUUCCUGGGCUGCGACACGGGGCCCGUGGCCGGAGUCACGGUGGCCUACAGCAACGAGACGCUGCAUUCCUGGCAGCAGCCGGAGUCGGCGUGCAUCAGCAACUGCAACUGUUACACGGCGUCGGUGAGCCCCGUCUGUGGCUCCAACGGAGUCACCUACCUCUCGGCCUGCUUCGCCGGCUGCAUCAAACCAAACCUGACCAGCUGCACGUGCGUGUCCGGCACCGGCGAGGAGGCCGUGGCCCUGCCGGGGAAGUGCCCCAGUCCCGGCUGCCAGCAGGCCUUCCUCACCUUCCUGUGUGUGAUCUGCGUGUGCAGCAUGAUCGGGGCCAUGGCCCAGACGCCCUCCGUCAUCAUCCUCAUCAGAACCGUGAGUCCGGAGCUGAAAUCCUACGCCCUGGGAGUUCUGUUCCUGCUCCUCAGGCUGAUCGGCUUCAUCCCUCCCCCCCUCAUCUUCGGCAUGGGCAUCGACUCCACCUGUCUGUUCUGGAGCACCGUGUGCGGGGAGAAGGGCGCGUGCAUGCUGUACGACAACGUGGCGUACCGGCACCUGUACGUCAGCAUCGCCAUCGUGCUCAAGUCCUCGGCCUUCGUGCUCUACACCACCACCUGGCAGUGUCUGCGCAAGAACUACCGCAGGUACAUCAAGAACAGCGAGGGCUACCUCACGCCCACCGAGCUGUUCGCCUCCAACGUGACUCUGGACAACCUGGGCAAGGAGAUCACCCAGAACCCCACCAACAGGACAAAGUUCAUUUACAACCUGGAGGACCACGACAUGAGCGACAACGUGGAGUCGGUUUUAUAGGUGCAGGUCGUUGCUGCUGCCGGGCUGAUGUGCCGUGUGUCGUCCGUGUCUUCGUUCAGAUCGAUCUCAUCAGCCGGGCUCUUGUUUUCUUCUAAAUUAAAACCUCAUAUCUAUCAAAUUAUGAAUAAAUAUAUAUAUAUAUAUAUCUAUAUAUAUAUACUAAUAUAGAGAGAUGAUGCCCAGAACAGGCUCUAUUUUGUUCAUCCAGCAUCCCGAGUUCAGCUAGAACAGGGGUCGGCAACCUGCGGUUCCAGAGCCGCAUGCGGCUCUUUAGCGCCGCCCUGGUGGCUCCUGGAGCUUUUUCAAAAAUGUUUGAAAAUGGAAAUAGAUGGGGGAGGGAAAUGUAUUUUUUGUGUUAAUAUGGUUUCUGUAGGAGGACAAACAUGACACAAACAUUCUGAACGUUUUCCAAUGCUGUAAAAAUGUGUAGAAUAAAUAUUACAUUUCAACAAAAAAAGUCAAAAUGUCGAAAUUAAUGUUGAAAUACAAUUUCAAGAAUAAAGUCGAAACUUCGCCUUUUUUCUCAACAUUU
This is a messenger RNA of Cololabis saira (Pacific saury), 3071 nucleotides long. Its product is annotated as solute carrier organic anion transporter family member 3A1-like. Gene Ontology annotation, cellular component: membrane. Gene Ontology annotation, molecular function: protein binding. Gene Ontology annotation, biological process: prostaglandin transport; sodium-independent organic anion transport; transmembrane transport. The transcript has 11 exons. Lineage: Eukaryota; Metazoa; Chordata; Actinopteri; Beloniformes; Belonidae. The record is from RefSeq and is a predicted model, not a curated record.